GCCCUAAAACAACAAACAGUCUUCACUCCAGCCUCUUCUAUACAAUAUCUCUUUCAUACACUACUCUCAUCUGCAAACCCCUCCCAAAGACAAACAGUCAACACCGCAACCAUGAAGCUCUCGCUCAACCUGCUCCUCGCCACCCUCUCCCUCUCUUCGACGGCCUUUGCUGCCCCCUCGUCGGCCAAAUCCAUGAUGGUCGCCAACACUCAAUGGACCAUUACUUCCCUUAAGCGCGUCUGCGACACCGCCGACACCAAAUGCACCUGGACCUUCGGCAUCGACACGGGCUCCGACUCUACCGACUGUACCUACGUCGUGACGGGCACGCCCGCCUCGCAGGCGAACGGCGGCCCUGCGCAUUGCGGUGCUUACACCGUCACCUCUGGCUGGAGCGACCAGUUCGGUGCGGAAAAUGGCUUCACCACCCUCUCGGUGGUCAAUGAGGGUACCCGCCAGAUCAUCUGGCCCGCGUACACGGACAAGCAGCUUGCAGGAGGCAAUGUUGUCACGCCGGACCAGAGCUACACGCCUUCUGUCCUUCCUUGAACGGUUUCUUGAUCUGUUGUUUGCUUGGGUCUAUGCUUUGCAAUAUGUAUUACAGCUUUACAUCAUCUUAGGGAAAACUUGUAUCGAUAAUCUCAAAAAUAAUAAUUU
Molecule: messenger RNA, 657 nt
Organism: Aspergillus nidulans FGSC A4
Lineage: Eukaryota; Fungi; Ascomycota; Eurotiomycetes; Eurotiales; Aspergillaceae
Exons: 1
Coding region: 112-549 (145 amino acids)
Source: RefSeq, a predicted model, not a curated record